ACUUCCCUCUAUCCUAACCACCACUUCUUUAGUAUCAUUCUUAUUCUCUCAAAGCUAAGAAUUCAUACUAAAGCUCUCAACUUUCUUCAAGAAAACCAUACUAAAAUGGCCAUCAAAAAAUCAAAUAAAUUGUCACAAUCUCCUGUUUUGAAGCAAAUUUUGAAAAAGUGUUCAAGUUUGGGUAAAAAAAAUGAAGACCAUCUUCCGGUUGACGUACCAAAAGGACAUUUUGCAGUUUACGUUGGAGAAAAUAGAACUCGAUACAUCGUACCUAUUUCUUUUUUGAGUCAUCCUGAGUUUCAAUGUCUCCUUCGUUGCGCUGAGGAAGAAUUUGGGUUUGAUCAUGACAUGGGAAUUACAAUUCCUUGUGAAGAAUUUGUUUUCCAAACACUUACUUCAAUGCUGAGAUAAUAAAGUAAUUUGAAAGAAAAAAAAGGUGAAUAUUAGGUAUUUUGGAGUGAAUUAAGAAAGAUGUGUUCAAGAUGAAGCAAGUUAAAUUAGUCUUUUUGCUUCUUCUUUUUUUUUUUGUAACGUCUUUCUUUUCACUUUUUUUUUAAAUUAUUAUUUGUUUAUUACUUUGUGAAUUUCAUCUAACCCUGACCUAGGAAUCAAAUGGAUAUUAGUAGUAUUUUUUUAUGGGUUAGUUGGAAAUUUUUUUCCCUUGAAGUGGUGUUUUUUCAAACACCCUAUGAGAGAAGUUAAUUAUUAAAUGUGUUUCAAUAUAUUUAAAUUUGCUAUUUUUGAUA
Messenger RNA from Solanum pennellii, 746 nucleotides. Its product is annotated as auxin-responsive protein SAUR50-like. Gene Ontology annotation, biological process: response to auxin. The record is from RefSeq and is a predicted model, not a curated record. The transcript has a single exon. Lineage: Eukaryota; Viridiplantae; Streptophyta; Magnoliopsida; Solanales; Solanaceae. Bases 106 to 411 code for a protein of 101 amino acids.